Messenger RNA from Eurytemora carolleeae, 3381 nucleotides. RefSeq lists its product as uncharacterized. NCBI's taxonomy places the organism in Eukaryota, Metazoa, Arthropoda, Copepoda, Calanoida, Temoridae. Gene Ontology annotation, molecular function: protein binding. The transcript is spliced from 18 exons. The record is from RefSeq and is a predicted model, not a curated record. The coding region runs from base 30 to 2978 and encodes 982 amino acids.
UAAAUAGUUUUUAAGUUCUAAUAGAUAAAAUGUUUAUCCGUAAAAGAGAGCGAGAGGAGAAUAAAAGUGUCAGUCAAGAUCAGUCCUGGAACUCUUUGCUCCAGAAAAGAGCAGACCGUAAAUCCAUGCUUGAAGGAUGUAUUCGGGAUACUCAGAUGCGGGAAGCUUUAAAUAAAUAUGAGAGUGCUUGUAUCGAGAUGAGAGUUUUAGAAAAUCAGCUGAGGAGUCGGAGUAGGUUUGAAGGAAACACGACGGAUUGGAGAGAACAGGAAAAGUCUGAACAUGUAAAUAAAUUUAGGAGUACAGCCGCCGGUCAGCAGAGGUCAAGGGCGGAGCCGGGGGCGGGCAAACGGAUUGAGGAUCGGGCGGAGCUACGAGAAUCUACAAAACAUCCGUCAGGACAGCACGACAGACGGGAAAGAAGGCCUGGGAUUGGAACCACAUGGAGAAUAAACCCCCAGAGCUUCGUGGUUCAGCAAACCAGUAGAUCGGAGCUAGAGGAGCUAGAGUGGAACCUGCUCCUACAGCGAAGAAGAGCUAUAAAACGAAAUCUAGACUCAUACAAGAAGCAGAAUGUCGAGGUUACAAACUCUCCGGAUUCUGAAACCUACACGGAGAAUUAUUUCUCGCGCAAAAACAUCCUGCCCAUGGGAGACAAAACGAACUUGGAUAGUUCGGAUAAAUGUGAAAGCAGGAUAUUUUUUCAAACCGCUCCUUGCUCACACAAUACACAGUCAGUUCGGAUAAAACCUCUCCAACCUCCGGCAAUCUCGGAGCACAUAAAACCGUCCGAGGAACCUAACUUUCUCAGGGUACCUCAUUUAUCAGAACCCCAACCUGAGAAGGAUAAUAAACCAGAGAAACCUUGUAAACAGUAUCAACUAACUUAUCUUAAAGCAAGCGAUCAGAUACUUUAUAUCUCUCCAAUUCUUAGUGAGUCUACGGGAUACCUUAGUACAUAUCCUAACCCUGCUCUGUAUCCAGUUAAUCCAUCAACAGCUUUUCAUCUCAGUUCUUUGUCCUGUGUAUGUACAGUGAUUCAGCAGACCGUAGAGCAUAUUCAGAUAUUUGACCGAGACACCACACAACAGCUUGAAACUGUUCAGAUUAAAUCUGAGGAGAAGGAACUGUCGGAGUUAAACAAUUAUGUUUCAGCUCGGAAACCUGAAGUGUUAACACUGGAGGAACAGGAGAAUAUAAGCCAGGAGAAAAUGGCAGAAAUCGAGCUUUUAGUAGAUCUUCCGUCCAUACUACAGGAUACAGUUGAAGACAGUAAUGAUAAGAUAGAUAACUCGGAUUCAGAUUGUGAUUCAUCUGAUUAUGAGUACACUGAUGCUACUGAAUCCGAGGAUUCAAGUUGUGAUUCAGGAGUUGGGUUGGCGGAGAAGAAGAGAGUCAAACCUGCAACAGUUCCUGAAGUUUUCCUCACUUCAUACUUUCCAGAGGUUGAUGAUCCAUACAGUGAGAAGGAGCUGGUUCCCUUCAGUCCAGAGGAGGAGAGGAUGGAGAGGGAGCUCAGAAACUGGAUAAAUAGUAUAUCAAACCCGACCAACAGUAUAAUCAAGGAUCUACAGGUCAAAUAUGAGAAGCUGUUGCCGAGGUGUACGAGGAACCCGGAGCCGGAACCCAAGAUCAGGUUCGUCUCCGGGACCAGGGACGAGGAGAACAGGUUCCAUGGGGAGGCGGAGAUCUAUUACGAGAACGGAGAUUACUACUGGGGGGACCUUGAGCACGGUUCAAGAGAGGGGAUGGCGAGCCUUGUCUUGAAAAAUGGGGAUAGUUUCAUGGGACGGUUUAAGGAUAAUCAGCUCCAGGGAUUCGUUCAAGAGACUAUUAGUUUAUGUGACAGGGAUAAUGUGGUUAGAGAGGUUUUUUAUAAGAAUGGAGUUCGUCAUGGAUUCUAUAGAGAGUUCGGGCCUACUAAACAGUUCUGGUGCUUCGGCAGGUUUAAUAACGGUGAGAAGGUUGGAGUACACUGGAGAUGGGGUCGAGGUAAUGUAUAUAAUGUCGGAGAAAUAGACCUGGAGAAUAAACCGGAAGGAGAAGGAAGUCUCUACCUGUAUCCGGAUAUAAAAACUAUUAUCCAAGGAGAUUAUGAGAAAGGACGGAUGAGGACUGGUAGACUCGUUAAGUUAAUAGGAAUAAGUAAGGAGUACGGAGUACCUGUCCCAGAUGUUCGUACCUUAAACAGUUCUAGAACAUAUUCCUACGAACCCUCGUCUUCAAAUAUAAUCACAAAACAUCCAAUGCUUAGGGAUCCGUACGAGCAGAGGUAUGUGUACGUGAAGGACUCUCUUGUCCCUGGGGCCGGAGAAGGUCUCUUCGCCAAGGUUCGUCUCCGUGAAGGUCAACUCUGUUCUCUCUUUAAUGGAAUACGUCAACGACAUCUGUGGGGUGUCAAGGGAGAAAACUUUGUUUGGUCAGAUUACAGGAUAGCCGUGGAUCGUGAUCUAGAUAUGGAUAUAAGGAAGAGGGAUGAAUCUCUGCUAAACUAUAGAGCUACAUUAGCACACAAAACCUGUCAUUCAUUCACUCCUAACGCAUGCUUUAAUCAGCUCUGGAAUCCCAGGUUUGGAUUGAUCAUGUCUGUGGUUGCGAUCAAGGAUAUACUACCUGGAGAAGAGAUCCGUGUAUCCUAUAACUAUGAGAUACCGAAGGCUCCACAGUGGUAUCAGGAGAUAUGGUUCCAACAUCUCCGAUAUGAGCUGAACUGGAGUGAAGAAGAGAUAAACAGCUGGGCAGCCAAAACCUUUAGGAAAACUGGAAACCUUGUCCGGAUACCUCCACCACCUAGAGAUUCGUCCAGGUUUAUCCCCUGUGGAGUAUGUGAUGAACAUGUUGGGGCGGAUUGUAGCUCCGUGUGCUGUGAAACCUGCUCUACCUGGCAUCAUAUUCCCUGUACAAAUAUCAACCUGGAGGAGGCCCUGGAUCAGGGGAACAAAUACGUUUGGAAUUGCACUUCCUGUACAACUACAUAGUACGGGGGGGGAUAUGUACUUGUUGGAACGUAGAUCUGUACCCGAGUUCGUGUAAAAUUGAGUGCAUGACAGUCGUGAUGACAGAAGAUUUUAAAAUCAGUUUACAAAAUUACAAAUUGAUCAUGAUGAUGACACUUAUACUCUCAAAAUAAAUAAGAAGUAUUUCAACCCUUAUUUCAACGGAAGAAGUUGUGUUGAAACUUGAAAAACAAAAUUUAAAAUAACCUUCAGUUUAAUGUGAUGAGGGGAGGUGUUUAAUGUAAAUAUAAAAACAAUGUGAUAUUAGUUCAGAGUUCCAUGAUUUGGAAUAAUUUAUAUAGUUUUAUUAGAAUAAUAUAUUUAUGAUUUUUAGUUGCUUGGAUCAUGAACGGUUGUAUUGAAAUAACAAUAAAAAUAAACGAGA